AGUUCAACACGUGGUGGCGGUAGUGCUCCAUUUGGUUGAUCUUUAAAAAAGAAGAAGAAGCGCCACCCGGAAGUUUGUCGCACAGUGCUGAUGGUGCUGACGGUUCUUUUCGUCUCUCGCAACAAACUCUCCUUUCCUUCAUGUUUUAUAUAGAAUGUUAACAUGUGUAUGUAGUGUUCGACAUGUGUGACUGCGUGAUGAAGAGCAGGCGGACGGAGUGAUGGAGACAGCGCAGUUCGGUUCCCAUUGUGUCCACGGAGAGUCCUCUGAUGCACCAUGAUCCCUGUUCCCCUGCUGGUGUGUGUGAUGGGAGUCUGGUGUGCUGUCUAUCUCGCCGACACGCUGCUCAGGUCGUCCGUGACCCAUCGGAUCAGCUACGAGUCCUGGUUGGCGAGUCGAGGGCUGAUGUUGUCUCCUUUCCAUCUGAGAUGGCAGACCACCAUGUUCAACCGUCUGUUUGCGUACUGCGCCCGCAUCAACCCCCGAGCCCAAUACCUGUGGUUCAACAGCGGCCUGGUGUUUGGUGUAGUCGCCAUGGUGGGCUCGGUGGUGCUGCUGACACAGACCCUGCAGCAGACGCUCGCUCAGAUGACCACGGACAACCCUCGGAUGGGAAGUCAGCAGGCCCUGCAGGUGGUGGUCCCUGGUGUCAAUCUGCCCACCAGUCAGCUGGCCUACUUCUUCAUCGCCCUGCUGCUCAGCGGAGUUAUACAUGAGCUGGGCCACGCUGUGGCAGCAUUGAGGGAGCAAGUCCGAGUAAAUGGUUUCGGCAUCUUUGUGUUUGUGGUGUAUCCCGGUGCAUUUGUGGACCUCUUCACCACACACCUCAACAUCAUAUCCCCCACUCAGCAGCUCCGCAUCUUCUGUGCCGGAGUGUGGCACAACUUUGUUCUGUGUGUGGCAGCAUUAGCCUUCCUCUUCCUGUUGCCCCUCUUUCUGUUUCCCAUGUACUCAACCGGCGGAGGGGCGCUGGUCACCGAGGUUGUGCAGGGCUCUGCGGCGGACGGUCCCCGGGGUCUGUCAGUCGGGGACAUAGUGACCGGGCUGGAGGACUGUCCGGUCAGGGGAGUGGAUGACUGGAGCAGCUGCUUGUCUCGCAUUUCUCUCACCCCACAGACUGGAUACUGUGUCCCCAGCACCAGCCUGCAGCCUAGCUGGGCCCACGGACGAGCUUUCAAGCGCUUGGAUGGAACGAUGGACUGCUGCAGCAACAACAGCCUGACAGACCUCUGUUUCUCUUACAUGAAACCACAGGAAAAGAACAGCAGAGAGUACGCCUGCAUGCCGGUGCGUAAGAUGGUGACGGGGACGCGGGUGUGCCGUACCAACGGCGACUGCGCCACACACUCCCACGCCGCCAGCAUUUGCGUCACUCCAUCUCUGGAGAACCAGACUCGCUUCAUCCGAGUCACACACCCGCCCAACACACACAUGCUGUUUGUGGGCUAUCCGCCGCACCUCCAGUACGCUGUGAGUCUGACCAACUUUCUGCCCCGCUUUGGUUUCCUCCACCUGGAUCUUCCUGUUUUCUUGGAGACCUUCUGCAAAUAUGUGGUGUCUCUCUCUGGUGCGCUAGCAGUAGUAAACUCCGUGCCGUGCUUCGCGCUCGACGGUCAGUGGAUGCUGAACGCGCUGCUGGAGGCAACGCUGGUAACCGUGGUAACGGACCGUCAAAAGCGCGAGCUGAUCGGUUUCUUCAUGCUGCUCGCGGGCAGCGCCCUGCUGGCAGCCAACGUGGCACUGGGCCUGUGGAUGGUCACGGCACGGUAGCCACAGCGGUGAGCUCCCCUGGCAAGACAAAGAACUAAACAAAUAAAUCCCCCACGUGGACCGAGAGCUGUUCUCUCAGGUUGUGUCUGACACGGUGUGGACCAUUUAAACUGUGAACAUACAGGGAACAGACUGUUGAGCAGAACAUUAAUCUGCCUUUAAGGCUUUACUGGACCACCAGGGAAAACAAUAACACCUUUUUCCACCGUGUUGCCGCAUACUUAAAAAAAAAAAAA
Perca flavescens (yellow perch) is the source of this 2006-nucleotide messenger RNA. It is a transcript of the gene mbtps2, whose product is annotated as membrane-bound transcription factor peptidase, site 2. Gene Ontology annotation, biological process: regulation of response to endoplasmic reticulum stress; membrane protein intracellular domain proteolysis. The coding region runs from base 277 to 1770 and encodes 497 amino acids. Gene Ontology annotation, cellular component: cytoplasm; membrane. The transcript is spliced from 11 exons. NCBI's taxonomy places the organism in Eukaryota, Metazoa, Chordata, Actinopteri, Perciformes, Percidae. Gene Ontology annotation, molecular function: metalloendopeptidase activity; protein binding. The record is from RefSeq and is a predicted model, not a curated record.